Pocillopora verrucosa is the source of this 1707-nucleotide messenger RNA. Lineage: Eukaryota; Metazoa; Cnidaria; Anthozoa; Scleractinia; Pocilloporidae. The record is from RefSeq and is a predicted model, not a curated record.
AUGUAUUCUCUUAUCAGAGAGAUUUUACAACUCAGUUUUAUAACUGUUCCAGGCUGUAUUGUGUAUAUUUGUGAUUUCCAUCGAGAACAAGCAUGGGUACGGUGGAUCAACAACUCAAAGAAUGGCAUUAACAAAGACAAGAAAGACAACCUCCUCAACAGUUUGCGAAACCUUGCAAGAACUUCCACAGAAGGGGACUUCAAUUUAGCACUUAGAGAUCUUCAAGACAGUGAACUGUGGAGGACCAAUACAAGACUCCAAAAGUGGAUGAACACAACAUGGCUUCCCGAAAGACAGCGCUGGGUUUGGGCAUACAGGAAGGACCGCUUCAAUGUGAAAGUGAACACUACCAAUGGUGUGGAAAGAAAGAAUAGGACAUAUAAGCACCAAUUUCUUGCAGACAAUAGAGACAAGACCUUAAGUGGUGUCAUCACAGUUUUAGUGACACAAUUUCUGCCAAAUGAGUACAGAAGGUAUGCUGAAAAUAACAUGCGUAACUCAAGUGCUUAUCGCCAGUACAAUUCACAUCUUCCAAGGUGGUUACACAAUCGACCAAGACAGUUUAUUACCCACUGCUGUCAACGCCUUACACAUGCACAAUCAAUAACAAAAGAAGACAUCUCUCAAGAAGGAGAUGGCCAGUUCCUUGUUAAAAGCCAAAGUGACAAUAAGAUUUCAUACCAUGUGCACUUUGGUGAUUGCAGCAACAUGCCUUCCUGCACUUGUCCUGACUGGCAAAGACAUCACUGGCCAUGCAAGCAUUUUGUGGCUAUCUACAAACAUUUUCCAGAAUGGGGAUGGGAAGCAAUGUCUCCUCACUACAGUUCAAGCCCCUAUUUCCAGAUUGAUCCGAAUGUAGUUCCACCUUUAUCUUCCGAGGGAUGUUCCUCCACUGACUGUACCAUAAUGCAGGAUUCAACCCAAAAAGAGAAAGAAAAAGGAUCAACGGAAUAUAGCAGUAAAUGUACAUUAAGUACAAAGAGUCCUGUAGCACAUGAAGAUUCAGAAAAAAAAUCAGAGGUUGCUGGGAAGAGCUCCAAACAGUCAGUAAGCGUGCAGAAUGAAGGAAGAUGUUGCAGAGAGUUGUUGAAAGAAAUUCGAGAUCUCACCUACCUUUGUGCUGAUGGUGGAGCCCUAGAAUCACUUAAGCAAGACCUUCAGAAGGCACUGGGGAACUUCCGUCCCCUUGUGCCAUCAGAAAAUGGUAUCUUCAUGGAGGUUACUCAGCCAAAGAAAAACAUCAUGGCAAAACCGAAAAAGGCACCACUUGAAACAGGUCCUCAGUGCCAAAAAAAAAAGUAUGCUCAUUUGCCGCUCCGAUUGAGACUUAAAAAAAACAGUCAUCCUAUUCAGUUACCUUGCCAGCCAAAGAAACCAGCCACUCUGCCACAGUCUCAGAAAAAAAGUUUCAAUAUCUGUCAUAAUCUUGCCAAUAAUCCAAAAGAGGUUUUCAUUAAAAGAGAAAAAGAAGAAAAGGAUGACACCCUGAAGAUGACGUCCACAUCUGAACAAGAUACCCAACCCUUCUUUAACGAAAAUAUCACACCCUUACCACAAAAUACAACUAUCCCCAUCACCUCAGGUAGAUGUGAUGAACCAAAAAUGCAAAAGACAACUUCCACUACCAUAUUAUCUACUGCAAAAGAAUGUGACCAGCUAAUUCCUGUCUCAUUAACUGAUGAUAACUGUCCUGAUCCAAAGUCAUGA